UCCAGCCAUGGCGGACGCGCCGCCCGAGGUGCUCGAGCUGAACGUCGGCGGCGUGCACUACGCGAGCACGCGCGAGACGCUGCUGCGCGAGCCGGACUCGCUGCCGGCCACCGCGCUCACAGACGCCGAUCAUCCGCGCGACGCCCGCGGUCGCAUCUUCUUCGACCGUGACGGCGUGCUCUUCCGCUACGUGCUGGACUACCUGCGCGACGGCGGACUCGUGCUGCCCGAGUGCUUCCGCGAGCACAAGCGGCUGGCGCGCGAGGCGCGGCACUACCGGCUGCCAGGCCUGGAGGCGGCCGUCCGUGACGCCGACCCGCGCCCGCCACAUCGCGAGAAGGGCUGCAUCACAGUCGGCUACCGCGGCAGCUUCGCUUUCGGCCGCGACGGCCUGGCCGACGUCAAGUUCCGCAAGCUGUCGCGCAUCCUCGUGUGCGGCAAGGUGACGCUCUGCCGCGACGUGUUCGGUGAGACGCUGAACGAGUCGCGCGAUCCCGAUCACGGCCUGGCCGACCGCUACACCUCGCGCUUCUUCCUCAAGCAUUCGUUCAUCGAGCAGGCUUUCGAUAUGCUGCAGGAGCAGGGCUUCAAGCUAACGGCGAGCUGCGGCAGCGGCACAGCAGGCGGCGCCGCAGAGUUAAAACCCGGCGUCGACUCCGAGGAGAACCGCUGGAACCACUACAACGAGUUCGUAUUCGUACGCGAGUAAGAUACGCUGCCGUCGAUAAGAACAAGGCUUUCAUACUACACACUACAGAGAUCAGCUGUUGCGAGUGCGAGAGUGAACGACCGCCAGCGCGGGAAAUGUUACACGUGACCUACGCUAAUUAUUUCUCUAUCAUGCGUAAAUUUUCAAACAUUUAUAAUUAAUCUUAAACAUUUUCUUACUUAUAUUUCGAAAUUUUGAACUUGUUGGCUACAAAAUCUUGUGUUUUAACAAGCUUGUAUACUUUUUAACAUUUGGUAGUCGAUGAAUUUUUAAUAACAGAAUAAAUGA
Papilio xuthus (Asian swallowtail) is the source of this 997-nucleotide messenger RNA. It is a transcript of the gene Ktl, whose product is annotated as BTB/POZ domain-containing protein Ktl. The coding region runs from base 8 to 709 and encodes 233 amino acids. The transcript has a single exon. Lineage: Eukaryota; Metazoa; Arthropoda; Insecta; Lepidoptera; Papilionidae. The record is from RefSeq and is a predicted model, not a curated record. Gene Ontology annotation, biological process: protein homooligomerization.